CUUCCGACGAUGGCGUUCCCCUUUCUCGCUUUUCGCGUCUCGGCCUCUCUUUCCUCCGGUACACAUGUGUUCCCCUUCGCUGCGUUGCGAUUUGUAUUCAGUGUACGGCAGCCAAACCACUGACGUGGAUGCUUUCUCGCCUGUCUUCACUGCUACCAGAGACUCUUUGAGACACACUGCCUUUCCAAGCCUGGUCAACUGAAAGCCACCGUCGCUGUAGCUCGAGAUGUGCGGAAUUUUUGCUUACCUAAACUACUUGGAGCCGAAGACCCGGCGUGAGAUAUUGGAGUUUUUGAUCAAAGGACUGCAAAGGCUUGAAUACAGGGGAUAUGACUCUGCAGGUGUCGCCUUCGAUGAAGACUCGACUGGCGACCAAAUCUCUAUCAUCAGGAAGAUCGGCAAAGUCAAGGUUCUCGAGGACUCAAUUUGGAAGAGGGAAGACCUGAACAUGGAUGAGGAACAUCAGAGCCACAUCGGUAUUGCGCACACUCGAUGGGCUACCCACGGGGCACCGAGCGACCUGAACAGUCAUCCACAACGAUCAGACACUGGCAAUGAGUUUGUGGUUGUGCACAAUGGCAUCAUCACCAACUACAAGGACAUCAAGCAGUUCCUGAUGCAGAAAGGUUUCCAGUUUGAGUCUGACACUGACACUGAAGUGAUUGCCAAGUUCAUCAAGCAUCUCCAUGACACCCACCCAGAAUUAUCCUUCAGAGAACUGGUGGAGCAGGUCAUUCAGCAGCUGGAAGGGGCUUUUGCGCUGGUCUUCAAGAGCAAGAAAUUUCCAAACCAGUGUGUUGCCACAAGGAGAGGAAGUCCACUGCUUGUUGGUCUGAAGACCAAAACAUAUCUGUCUACAGAAUUUAUCCCCAUAUUGUACAGCAAGGGUGGUGGUGCGUUCGCUUUCACCGAUGCCUCUUUGACCUGUGCUGUUGGGUACCACCGCCCUAGGGAAAGCCAUCCACCGACCACUGCUGGAGGCCUUCAGCGAACUGCAUCCACCACGGAGUUUGGACCUCCGGGCGAUGACAAGGAGAUUGAGUACUUCUUUGCCUCGGAUGCCAGCGCCAUCAUCGAACACACCAACAGGGUGAUCUUCCUCGAAGAUGACGAUGUCGCAGCCGUGUCUGAAGGACAUCUCACCAUCCACAGACUCAAGAGGACUCUGGACGAGAACGUGAACCGUGAAAUUAUUACUCUAAAGAUGGAAAUCCAGCAGAUCAUGAAGGGCAACUUCAGCUCUUUUAUGCAGAAGGAGAUCUUUGAGCAGCCAGAGUCUGUGAUCAACACCAUGAGGGGGCGGCUCAACUUCGAGAAGGAGUCGGUCAUCCUCGGAGGUAUCAAGGACUACAUUGCCGAGAUCAAGCGCUGCAGGAGGCUCCUCCUGAUUGGUUGCGGCACCAGCUAUCAUAGCGCCAUCGCUACUCGACAGAUCCUCGAAGAGCUCACUGAAUUGCCUGUCAUGGUAGAACUGGCCAGUGAUUUCCUGGACCGUAACACCCCUAUUUUUAGGGAUGAUGUCUGCUUCUUCAUUUCCCAGUCAGGAGAGACUGCGGACACGCUGAUUGCCCUGCGAUACUGCAAGCAGCGGGGAGCCCUGAUUGUGGGUGUUACCAACACUGUGGGCUCGAGCAUCUGCCGAGAGAGUCACUGCGGCGUGCACAUCAACGCAGGACCUGAGAUUGGAGUGGCCAGCACAAAGGCAUACACAAGCCAGUUCAUCUCCCUCGUGAUGUUUUCCCUGAUGAUGUGCGAAGACCGCAUCUCCAUGCGGCCGCGUCGUAGCGAGAUUAUUCAGGGUCUGCACAGGCUCCCUGACCAGAUCAAGGAGGUGCUAAAGUUGGAUGAUGAAGUGAAGCAGCUGGCACAGCACCUCUACCAGCAGAAGUCUCUCCUGGUCAUGGGCCGCGGCUACAACCACGCCACUUGCCUGGAAGGCGCUCUGAAAAUCAAGGAGCUGACAUACAUGCACUCUGAGGGCAUCCUAGCCGGAGAGCUAAAGCACGGUCCCCUGGCCCUGGUGGACAAGGCCAUGCCAGUCAUGAUGGUGCUCACCCGCGAUCCUGUCUUCCCCAAGUGCAUGAAUGCCCUGCAACAGGUGACGGCCCGCGAUGGCCGUCCGAUCGUGAUCUGCGAGAAGGGGGACGAGGAGACCAAGAAGAUGAGCUUCAAGUCCCUGGAGGUGCCCCACACCGUGGACUGUCUGCAGGGCGUGCUCACCGUCAUCCCCCUCCAGCUCAUGUCCUACCACAUUGCUGUGCUCAAAGGAUGCAACGUCGACUGCCCAAGGAAUCUGGCCAAAUCUGUGACAGUCGAGUGAGGAGGCGAAACAAGAGGUCUACCCUGCACUGCAGAUUUUAUACUGAACUUCACUUCUGCAUUUUUUUACAUUUCUGACAUGCUGCUAUCCAUGCACGAGUCGUAUUUUGUUUGUUCUUGCUUCUAUAAUUUAUGUUCAGUGUUCCAAAUGAGCUGCUACAACAGGUCACUUUAUUUUAAGGCUCAGAGCUAAUGGUUGUCAAAUAAAAGCAGCCAUUUGACAUAUUUAGUUAUGCAAGUUAUACAACUUGAGGCUUGUGCAAUUUUGUUUCCAACAUUUUGUCUGUGUAUGACCUGUUUUAUAUUAUUUGAGAAGGUACAGGGUUUCUCUUUCAUGCUUUUUUUUGCUUUUUUUAUUUUGAUAUAUGGCUAUAGAUCUUUAAUUGGCUUGUAAAUAUCUUGCCAAACUCAUUGCUGCUCUCUUUAUUAAAGGUGUUACAUCUCCUGUUAUAUGCUACAUAAUACAAUAUAUGAAAUAAACCAUUUUGAGGGGAUAUAC
Molecule: messenger RNA, 2818 nt
Organism: Ixodes scapularis (black-legged tick)
Lineage: Eukaryota; Metazoa; Arthropoda; Arachnida; Ixodida; Ixodidae
Product: glutamine--fructose-6-phosphate aminotransferase [isomerizing] 2
Exons: 19
Coding region: 227-2320 (697 amino acids)
Biological process (GO): protein N-linked glycosylation; fructose 6-phosphate metabolic process; UDP-N-acetylglucosamine metabolic process
Molecular function (GO): carbohydrate derivative binding; L-glutamine:D-fructose-6-phosphate transaminase (isomerizing) activity
Source: RefSeq, a predicted model, not a curated record